This is a messenger RNA of Anastrepha obliqua, 1221 nucleotides long. RefSeq names its product integrator complex subunit 15. Bases 59 to 1162 code for a protein of 367 amino acids. The transcript is spliced from 2 exons. Lineage: Eukaryota; Metazoa; Arthropoda; Insecta; Diptera; Tephritidae. The record is from RefSeq and is a predicted model, not a curated record.
UUUUAAUUUUUUGGAUGACAGAUAAACAAAUUGUUUUUAAUGCGCCUAAGGAGUCAACAUGUCGCAAGCAGAUUUCAAACACAAUUUGCGUAAGCUGGAUUUCCCGGCUUGUGCAAAAGAAGCGCUGCCACGUAUAGAGAGCAUAGUUGUGAGUCGCAGUAAACAAAAUUUCGCCAUUCAACUUAUCUCAGAGUUUGUGUUUAUGGAGCGUCCUAAGGACGCAUUGGAUGUUCGCAAAGGUCAAACAUUUAGUGGGACGCAAAUGAACUCUUUUCAAGAGUUUCAACUUAUACUCGUUCUGAUUGAGUUUUUUUCUCAGCCGGGACCGGAUGCUACACGAAAUGUUGUGUUUCUUUCUCUCUUUGGCAGCAACCUCACGCCGCAACGUUCUAAAAUAUUGUGUCGCUUAAUUAGCACCGGAGUUUCUGGAUCGGUAGCUCCUCUCCUUUCAUCGGCAGGUACUUGGAUGCAACAAGUAGGUUGCACGAGUCAACCAAGUUUGGAAGUGGCACAGAGUUUAGUCAGUGAUUUUAUAACAUUUUCACGAAAAACCUCGGAGCAAUUCAAACAGCUGCCUAUGGUUGCACCACACUUUGCAGCUAAUCUUAUGACUGCCGUAGCAGAAUUGUAUAUGACUGAUCAAACAGGUGCGUUGACCCCACCACCCGAUGCUUUGUUAGACGUGUUCACGGAAUGGAUAAGUGAAAACUCUUCCUUGUGUUUGGCGUCUCAGCAGCCUUUGGCGUUGCCGAGUGGUGCUAUUGCAAUGCCUGUUGUUACACCUUUGGCUGGGCUAAUACGUUGGGUAGUGCUGGCACCCUUGUUCUCGAAUCGUUCAACUUAUAGUAAUUUACAUGUAUGGCUGUUGCAAACUAUGUUGCAGAUAGUUAACUCGGGCCCGCCGACAGCCUUGAACGCACAACAUCUGGCACAAAUUGUAGGACCUCUGCAAGCUUAUGUAGCACGCUUGUUGGCUGAUAAGGUAGACCCUGCGAAAGAUGCAGCCUAUCAAAAGAGUAUGGAGCGUCUGGCACAAGCAGUGCAGGUGCCAAUUUCAGCCAAUUGUAUGUACGGAAAUAUACCACAACUCUUGUGUGUGUUAGAAACGCUUCCUUCCCAUUCGCUUAUGGAUAUAGUUAUAAAAGCUAAUAAAAACGUCUGAGUAACUUAGGUUUAAGCUAUAAUUUAUGUAAUUUAUUUCACUUACAAAUAAAAAUUAAA